Messenger RNA from Oreochromis niloticus (Nile tilapia), 1566 nucleotides. It is a transcript of the gene jdp2b, whose product is annotated as Jun dimerization protein 2b. Gene Ontology annotation, cellular component: nucleus. Gene Ontology annotation, biological process: regulation of transcription by RNA polymerase II. The record is from RefSeq and is a predicted model, not a curated record. Gene Ontology annotation, molecular function: DNA-binding transcription factor activity, RNA polymerase II-specific; RNA polymerase II cis-regulatory region sequence-specific DNA binding. Lineage: Eukaryota; Metazoa; Chordata; Actinopteri; Cichliformes; Cichlidae. The transcript is spliced from 4 exons. The coding region runs from base 177 to 668 and encodes 163 amino acids.
CUUACGUCUGACGCAGCAGUUCCGCAUUCCUGAGCGAGCUCAGUACUUAAACGGGCUGAUGCAACGACCUCACUUAGUCCCAAAACCCCACAUCCGACUCCUGUGUCCCACACGGUCCUCCUAAUACUGCGGAUUUUUUUGGACCUACAACAGCGGCGGUGGUGGCCGGGUUGGACAUGAUGCCGGGACAGAUACCUGACCCUUCGCUGGCGGCGGGCUCCCUUCCCAGUCUGGGCCCACUGGCGGGCAUCUCGGCCACCACGCUCACCGAUCAACUCAAGCUGGCUGACUUCCGCCAGCUGGGCACCAUGCUGUCUCCGCUGCACUUCCUGGGCAGGCUGGGGAAGCGGCCGUUGGCCAUCAAGACAGAGAUGGAUGAAGAUGAAGAAAGGAGGAAACGAAGACGAGAGAAAAACAAAGUGGCUGCAGCACGAUGCCGAAACAAAAAGAAGGAACGGACUGACUUCCUUCAAAGGGAAUCGGAGCGUCUGGAAAUGGUGAACUCUGAGCUGAAAGCCCAGAUCGAGGAGCUCCGUCUGGAGAGGCAGCAGCUAAUGGUGAUGCUCAAUCUCCACCGGCCGACAUGCAUCGUGAGGACCGACAGCGUCAAAACACCUGAGAGCGAGGCCAACCCACUGCUGGAGCAGCUGUCCUCCGAAACCAAGUGAAAAAAGAGAAACCAGGGAAGUUCCUGAAGCCCAAACUAGCACCACCGUGGCUGCCGUUUAUAUGUUAACAUAACUGGCAAUACAUUUCUAAAGAAGCACUUGAGCUCCAAGCUGGAGACUUUUGGAGACUUUGCCCAAAGAUCUGAGGUUGUGGGGCUUCCUCAGUACUGCUACACGAGCUGGCUCUGUCCAUUGGAAGACUGGAAAUACCCAGGUUCAUCUCCACAUUAAGUGUUGUUGUUGAUACCCGCUGUGCCUCGUUGUUACUUCAACCAUCUCUACAAAAAAGGGACCAAUGGAAACAGUAGAGUAUGACUGGAAACAGCGCUGAGGAAACACACUAAUAUCACUAUGGUGCUCUGUUACAAAAGCCCUGCGUAGAUUGUGUGGCAUUGUUUCAGUGCAGUGUUCUGCAGUUUUCCUAAUGUAUGCUAGCUGAAAUAUACAGGUGUAGAGUUAUUAGGAUAAAAUACUCAUUACAGAUACACCAAAUGGAGUAGAGUUUUUUUUUUUUUUUUUUUUUUUUUUUUCUCAAUGUUUAUUUCUAUACCCUGCCUCGACGAUGGCAGUUACCGGUUGAUCCGAUUUGUGGUGACGCUGGCGUCAUGAAAAGCACAUAUACACAAAAUGUUUACACCCUUAUUUUUUGGACUUGUUGUCUGUCCAUUAUUGUACUUGUUUUAUACUGCUUUCUAUACAUAAACAUAUAUGAAAUGCUUGUGAAUCACUUGAUGUGAUUUGUCUUUCAGUCUUUGCAGUCUGUCUUGUUGCGCUGUCAAACAGCUGUGAAAAGGAGUAGAGGCUCCUCAGCUGAGCAGUAUUUCAGUGUCUGUUCUGCAUCUCUCUUUAUGUAUAAACUGAUAUCCUGAAUAGAUUAAAUUUUAUUUUCUAACUACAA